AUGAGCAAGGAGUACAGCGAUGUGGAUGAUUUUGCGUCAGACGAAGAAGAGGACAACCAAGUGUUGAUCACUGGGAAGGAUGCGAAGAAGAAUGUGAUUCAGUUUGAUCAAGAAGAGGACGAGGAAGAGCAAGAGGAAGAGGACGAGGAAGUACAGGAUGAAGAAGAACCGGAGGAUAAGGUAGUACAACUCACAGAACAGCAGAUAGAGAAAGAAAAGCAGAGACGACUCAAAAAGCUUAAGAGCGAUAAGAAGACGAAACACAAGACCGGUGUGGUUUACCUAUCGAGGGUUCCACCGUACAUGAAACCAGCCAAGCUAAGGCAGAUUCUCACAAGAUUCGGUGAAGUGGACCGUCUGUUCUUGAAACGUGAAGAGGAGCACAAGCACCAGCAGCGUGUCAAGAGUGGUGGGAACAAGAAAACGAUGUUUGAAGAAGGUUGGGCCGAGUUUAUCAGAAAGAAGGACGCUAAACUGUGCGCAUCGACUCUAAACGGUAAUAUUAUCGGUGGUAAGAAGGGAAAUUUCUACCAUGACGACGUCAUGAACGUUAAAUACUUGCCCGGGUUCAAAUGGGCCGAUUUGACAGAACAAAUCGCUAGAGAAAACGAUAUCAGACAAGCAAAGCUACAAUUGGAAAUCUCACAGGCCAACAAGUUGAACGCAGAGUUCAUCCAUAACGUAGAGAAAUCAAAGAUGGUCAACAAGAUGAAACAGAGCAAGAAACGUAACCAACAAGAAUCACAGCAGGUCGAUGAAGAAGUUCGCAGGACUUUCAAACAGAGGAAAGUCGCUUCGACAAGAGCAUCUGCUCCAGAUUCUCAGAGACAAUCCCAACCGCAAUCGAAAGCACUCAACGAUGUCAUGCAUAGUUUAUUCUAA
This is a messenger RNA of Kluyveromyces lactis, 882 nucleotides long. RefSeq names its product RNA-binding ATPase activator ESF2 (gene ESF2). Gene Ontology annotation, cellular component: nucleolus. Lineage: Eukaryota; Fungi; Ascomycota; Saccharomycetes; Saccharomycetales; Saccharomycetaceae. Gene Ontology annotation, biological process: endonucleolytic cleavage in ITS1 to separate SSU-rRNA from 5.8S rRNA and LSU-rRNA from tricistronic rRNA transcript (SSU-rRNA, 5.8S rRNA, LSU-rRNA); endonucleolytic cleavage in 5'-ETS of tricistronic rRNA transcript (SSU-rRNA, 5.8S rRNA, LSU-rRNA); endonucleolytic cleavage to generate mature 5'-end of SSU-rRNA from (SSU-rRNA, 5.8S rRNA, LSU-rRNA). The record is from RefSeq and is a predicted model, not a curated record. The transcript has a single exon. Bases 1 to 882 code for a protein of 293 amino acids. Gene Ontology annotation, molecular function: RNA binding.